Molecule: messenger RNA, 1330 nt
Organism: Pistacia vera
Lineage: Eukaryota; Viridiplantae; Streptophyta; Magnoliopsida; Sapindales; Anacardiaceae
Product: 4-hydroxy-tetrahydrodipicolinate reductase 2, chloroplastic-like
Exons: 9
Coding region: 31-1068 (345 amino acids)
Cellular component (GO): chloroplast stroma
Molecular function (GO): NADPH binding; 4-hydroxy-tetrahydrodipicolinate reductase activity
Source: RefSeq, a predicted model, not a curated record
AACCCCAAGUUCAUCCUUCUAAACCAGGUGAUGGCAUUGUUACUUAAAGCUCCUUGCAGCGCCAUUUCUCAGCUGGAGAAGACACAGAUUUUCAAGAAACAGUGUUGUAGUCUUGGUAAUGUUAAUAAUAAUAAUGUUGUCUUCUCAAGACCAAGAUGUUUGGUUCCUGCAGUUUUGUCAAUGUCUUCAACUACUAAGCCAAUUCAAGAGUUGGAAACGCCCAGUUCAAAAAACUUCAAUAUUCCUAUCAUGGUUAAUGGCUGUAGUGGAAAAAUGGGUAAGGCUGUUAUAAAGGCAGCAGAUUCUACAGGACUUCAGUUGGUUCCUGCAUCAUUUGGCUCGGAAGAGGAAUCUGGGCAAACAAUAGAAGUAUGUGGGAAAGAGAUUCUGGUGCAUGGUCCUUCUGACAGGGAAAGUGUCCUUGCUUCUGUCUUUGAUAAAUAUCCAAACAUGAUCGUGGUGGACUACACUGUGCCCAGUGCAGUGAAUGAUAACGCCGAGCUUUAUUCAAAAGUUGGAGUGCCCUUUGUUAUGGGAACCACAGGUGGAGAUAGGGAUAAGUUGUAUAAGACUGUAGAAAACUCAAAGGUCUAUGCUGUGAUCUCCCCGCAAAUGGGAAAGCAGGUUGUCGCAUUCCUUGCAGCUAUGGAAAUAAUGGCCAAGCAAUUUCCUGGAGCCUUUUCUGGGUAUUCACUUCAGGUAUUGGAGUCCCAUCAAACAAGCAAAGUUGACACAUCUGGAACUGCCAAAGCUGUUAUUUCAUGCUUUCAGAAUCUGGGGGUCUCUUUUGAUAUGGAUCAGAUACAAAUGAUCCGGGAUCCCAAGCAACAAAUUGAGAUGGUGGGAGUUCCAGAGGAGCAUUUGGCUGGUCAUGCUUUCCAUAUGUAUCACCUCACCUCACCUGACCAAACAGUUUCUUUUGAGUUUCAGCAUAAUGUUUGUGGUAGAUCAAUAUAUGCCGAGGGUACUAUUGAUGCUGUGAUUUUCCUUUCUAAAAAGGUUCAGUCGCAGGCCAACAAGCGGAUUUACAAUAUGAUAGAUGUCUUGCGGGAGGGAAACAUGCGGUAAAAUUUUGUUUUUGGUGCCUAGCGUUGUUUGUAUUGGUAUAGAAUACAGCUCAAGAUGCCUAGUAAUAUUAUGGACAUAUUGAAGGGGGUUUUGAAUAAAUGUUUUGCCCUUAAAAGUAUAUUUAUUUAUUUUAGCAUACAAAGUGGUAUGAUAUCGUUUUAGUGAGCUGUGUGAUUCUUGAUGUGUAGUACUAAAACAAUAUGAUAUAAAUUGGGAUAUAAAUUUGGAAUGUAUAACACUAGACAAUAAACAAACAAACAAC